CGCCUGGUGGAGAAGACAGAAAAGGCACUCUCGGACAAUUGGCGUAUCGACCGAGCAUACAUCGAAUCGUCAUCGCUCAGUGACGUGUAGCGUGUCGCCCGUGAUCUUGCGAAACAACGAAAGGUAUAUGCGGUCAUCGAUGAGCAACAAUAAUCGAUAUCGAACGCGUGGCAGUUUCUCAGCGGUUUCACUGCAUCGUAAUUUUGCUUGACGAUAAACGCUCCUUGUUUUACUCCCUCCCCCCCUGCUGUCCGGAUUGGCCAUAUUGCUAGCCGUUGAUAAAUUCACGGGAUUUUCGUACCGACUGAUAUUAAAAAAUGGAGUUAUCAUCAGAAAUAUUGGAAAGCUUGGUUAUAGAUGACAAGGCUGUUAUGGAGGUAUUGAAAGAUGGAAAUGUUAUGGAAGGAGAUAUCAUAUUUGAAUCUGAAAUGAUUACUGAAGAUUCUGAGGAAGCAGAAAUAGAAGAAAUUAUAGAGAUAAUUGAGGAAGUCGAGGAAAGCGAGACACCUCUAAAUGAUGAUGUCUCGGAUAAGGACAAGUUGACAGAUUCAAAGGAUAUUGACACAAUUGAAAAGACAAAGAGAAAUGACAGAACGAUUAGUAAAAACAUAGAGCUUUAUAACUUUGACGAUGAGAAUUCAAUGUUUACCUCUCAAUUCGAAAAAGAACCAACCAAACAUGUAAAAAAUAGCACACACAAAAUCACUAAAAAACAAGUUAUAAACUAUGAUGUUGAUGAAGAUUGGCAAGAUGAGGAGUUAGAGCGAGUGGAUGGAUUGGACAAUAAUUCUGAACUGACUGAUAAUCAUGUGAGCUCUUUACGAAUGCAGGCUGAUAAAAAGCAUGUAAAUAAUCAGACUAUCUCACUGCAAUCAAACAAAGUAGAUUUAAAAAUCCAUGUGGAUCCCAUGGGAAAGGUGGACAAAUCUCGAAUGGAAUCCCAUGGGAAUAAAGUAAAUGAUAUUGUAGAUGGUAGUGAUUCAACUCAAGAGAUAGUGAAAAAUACAGAGAACAAUCUAUUGUACACUGUGCUAGGAUCAAAGAAGCAAGAUUCUUCCACUAAACAACAAGAAAAACUCAAUGAUCAUUAUGUUAAAAUGGAACGACUUGAAGCAAAUACUAUACCAGUUGAGGGUACUAUUUACUAUGAAGGAGACAACAUGGAGACAUUGUAUGUAGCACAAGCCAUUGAUGAUAACGAACAAUAUCAGUAUGAUAACGCGACGAUGGAACAAGAUGAACAAAUGUCCUGGGAAGUGGCGAAUUCCGAGGCCAAUCAAAAUCAAGAAGAUAAUUCUCAAGAUCAGAUAUUUUUGCACGAGGACGAAGAUGGUCAAUUGUAUUUCAAGGAUGCUAAUGGAACUCUACAACCAGUAUACUUAACCGAGGAUGGAAAUUACGCAAUUGCUGAAAGUAGUGAUGAUAAUACCAAUAAAGACUCGCAAUCUAAAUCUUAUCAGAAUAAUAGUACAAUCCAAGAGGAGACUUUUAUUCUGCCUGAUAUAGAUUCCAAGCCUACUUCUAAUAAACAGAUAACUAGUAGUACAGUAUCAUCGUCAUCGUUUCAAGAUUAUGAUAAUGAAGACAAUACUGUGACCAUAUCCUUGAUAAUAUCGGAGGAUGAGAACGGACAAAAGAGAACUCAAGUUAUUAUACCAACAACAGACAAUUUAAAGUGCGACAUCUGUAAUAGAAGCUUUAAAACAUCUUUCCAGUUACUCAGGCAUAAUAGACUAAAACACGCUCGUGAAGAAGAUAUAACUACAAGAAACUUCCCUUGUGACUCGUGUCCUAAAAGGCUAGUUGAAAAAUUCAGUUGACGUGUGUGUGCGUGCGUGUAUGCACAUAU
Messenger RNA from Trachymyrmex cornetzi, 1849 nucleotides. RefSeq lists its product as uncharacterized. The record is from RefSeq and is a predicted model, not a curated record. The transcript has 5 exons. The coding region runs from base 318 to 1820 and encodes 500 amino acids. NCBI's taxonomy places the organism in Eukaryota, Metazoa, Arthropoda, Insecta, Hymenoptera, Formicidae.